AUGUUUUUUUUCUUUAAAAAUUAUUAUUAUUAUUAUUUUCUUCUCGGAGAUAAUAUGUCACUUACUGCUACUGCUGUUAUCAUCAUUAUCAUUAUUAUUAUUAUUAUUGUCCUCUUCUUUUCUUCUAUUUUUUUUUUUGUUUUCUCUCUUUGGGGGUGGGUGGGGGGGUAUUAA
Molecule: messenger RNA, 174 nt
Organism: Trypanosoma brucei brucei TREU927
Lineage: Eukaryota; Euglenozoa; Kinetoplastea; Trypanosomatida; Trypanosomatidae
Exons: 1
Coding region: 1-174 (57 amino acids)
Source: RefSeq, a predicted model, not a curated record